Messenger RNA from Ailuropoda melanoleuca (giant panda), 2175 nucleotides. RefSeq names its product NK2 homeobox 1 (gene NKX2-1). Gene Ontology annotation, cellular component: nucleus. The transcript has 3 exons. NCBI's taxonomy places the organism in Eukaryota, Metazoa, Chordata, Mammalia, Carnivora, Ursidae. The coding region runs from base 243 to 1355 and encodes 370 amino acids. Gene Ontology annotation, molecular function: DNA-binding transcription factor activity, RNA polymerase II-specific; RNA polymerase II cis-regulatory region sequence-specific DNA binding. The record is from RefSeq and is a predicted model, not a curated record. Gene Ontology annotation, biological process: regulation of transcription by RNA polymerase II; cell differentiation.
AACUUAAAGGUGUUUACCUUGUCAUCAGCAUGUAAGCUAAUUAUCUCGGGCAAGAUGUAGGCUUCUAUUGUCUUGUUGCUUUAGCGCUUACGCCCCGCCUCUGGUGGCUGCCUAAAACCUGGCGCCGGGCUAAAACAAACGCGAGGCAGCCCCCGAGCCUCCACUCAAGCCAAUUAAGGCGGACUCGGUCCACUCGGUUACGUGUACAUCCAACAAGAUCGGCGUUAAGCCGCCGCCGAAUCAUGUCGAUGAGUCCAAAGCACACGACUCCGUUCUCAGUGUCUGACAUCUUGAGUCCCCUGGAGGAAAGCUACAAGAAAGUGGGCAUGGAGGGCGGCGGCCUUGGGGCUCCGCUGGCGGCUUACAGGCAGGGCCAGGCGGCUCCGCCGGCCGCGGCCAUGCAGCAGCACGCCGUGGGGCACCACGGCGCCGUCACCGCCGCCUACCACAUGACGGCGGCGGGGGUGCCCCAGCUCUCGCACUCCGCCGUGGGGGGCUACUGCAACGGCAACCUGGGCAACAUGAGCGAGCUGCCGCCGUACCAGGACACCAUGCGGAACAGCGCCUCGGGCCCCGGAUGGUACGGCGCCAACCCAGACCCGCGCUUCCCCGCCAUCUCCCGCUUCAUGGGCCCGGCGAGCGGCAUGAACAUGAGCGGCAUGGGCGGCCUGGGCUCGCUGGGGGACGUGAGCAAGAACAUGGCCCCGCUGCCGAGCGCGCCACGCCGGAAGCGCCGGGUGCUCUUCUCCCAGGCUCAGGUGUACGAGCUGGAGCGACGCUUCAAGCAGCAGAAGUACCUGUCGGCGCCCGAGCGCGAGCACCUGGCCAGCAUGAUCCACCUGACGCCCACGCAGGUCAAGAUCUGGUUCCAGAACCACCGCUACAAGAUGAAGCGCCAAGCCAAGGACAAGGCGGCGCAGCAGCAACUGCAGCAGGACAGCGGCGGCGGCGGCGGCGGGGGCGCCGGGUGCCCGCAGCAGCAGCAAGCGCAGCAGCAGUCGCCGCGCCGCGUGGCCGUGCCGGUCCUGGUGAAAGACGGCAAACCCUGCCAGGCAGGCGCCCCGGCGCCGGGUGCCGGCAGCCUUCAAGGCCACGCGCAACAGCAGGCGCAGCAGCAGGCGCAGGCUGCUCAGGCGGCCGCGGCGGCUAUCUCGGUGGGCAGCGGUGGCCCCGGCCUGGGGGCACACCCGGGCCACCAGCCGGGCAGCGCGGGCCAGUCUCCGGACCUGGCGCACCACGCCGCCAGCCCCGCGGCGCUUCAGGGCCAGGUCUCCAGCCUGUCCCACCUGAACUCCUCGGGCUCGGACUAUGGCACCAUGUCCUGCUCCACCUUGCUAUAUGGUCGGACCUGGUGAGAGGACACCGGGCCGGGCCGGGCCCAGCGCGCUGCCUCAUCGCUUUCCCUCCUGCCGGCCACACAUCACCAACCACCCGCCGCUCCCUGCGCUUCGACUUUUCUUAAGAAUCUGUCCCGUUUAGACCAAGGGGAAAACACACAAAAGCCAAACUGCUGGACGUCUUUUUUUUUUUUUCUAAAAUUUGUGGGAAUUUUUUUAAAAAAGAAAAUAAAAACAACCAAGUGAAUCCAAUUCUUUAAGGAGUCUUUAAACAGAGAAGGACAUAACAAAAAACAGCUUUUGGGGUGUCUUUUAGGUGAUUGAAAUGUGUUUCCCUCACUCAGGCAGGGUGCAGUUUGGAGAGGGCUCCACAAUGACAUGGCUCUGGACUCGAAAGACCGCACACUUCACUCUGGGUACACUGUGCCAGCAAGGUGGACUCACUUGUAAAUACCAGGAUUUCUUUUGAAGGGGAGAUGGGGGCUGGGGAGAGGAAAGACUCUACGACAGGACCCACAUGUCAUUGACACAAAGGAAAUGCCCCCUCCCAGCGCCCGCUGGCCGCCCAGGCUCAGCCCCGGGAAGAGCCCAGGCUAAAAUUGUUUUAUGUUUGAUGUGAACUUGUAGCUGUAAAACGCUGUCAAAAGUUGGACAACACGCCUAGUUUUUAGUAAUCUGUACAUUUUGUUGUAAAAAAAAAAAAAAAGCCCAGUCCCUGCUCCCAGCCCAUCAUAUUUUUUAUGGGCAUUGACAAAUCUGUGUAUAUUAUUUGGCAGUUUGGUAUUUGCAGCGUCAGUCUUUUUCUGUUGUAACUUAUGUAGAUAUCUGGCUUAAAUAU